Messenger RNA from Protopolystoma xenopodis, 303 nucleotides. NCBI's taxonomy places the organism in Eukaryota, Metazoa, Platyhelminthes, Monogenea, Polystomatidea, Polystomatidae. The record is from the annotation of a GenBank genome assembly.
AUGUCCCGUUCGUGCAAUGUGUUCCGCUAUUUCGGAUAUUUCGGUAUCACUGUUCUUACAGGAUCUUUAACGUUCUUUGAUUCGUAUGCCAAUAUUUCUUGCAGUUUCACUUAUUUACUUCUGCUCACAGUUGCCGCAUUUGAUGAGAUAAACUCUCGAGCAAUCCAGUUUGUCAGUCUUCUCAUGUUACUAACGGUCACAAAUGAUGGCUUAGUUCUGAUCAGGACAGGCGAAUCCACUUCUGGUUGUCCUCCUGAUUCUUUAUCUGAUUUCCAUGAAAUCCGAGUUGAAAUCGGCCCUUAA